AUGCCGUUCGGUAUCCUGGAAGAUGCAAAGCUAGAGUAUAUCCCCGGAACAGCUCCUCUUCACGGCCACUCCGAAACCGACAUUUACUCCGGCAUCGACCCAGGUCUACUCAAAUAUGACCACACGGGCAAGAUAGUUCUCGUUCCUCAGCCAUCUGACUCGCCCAACGACCCAUACAAUUGGUCCCGAACGAAGAAGGCGCUUUUCACAAUUACCUAUGCCUGGGGAUGUGGUUGUGUUGGGGCGAUCGGUCCUCUCCUUGGAGGUGCAUUCGUUCCACUAGCAGCCCAAUUUGACGUCUCAUUGUCAACUUUCGUUUCGGCCGUCCAGGGUGGUAUCAUUGCUGCGAUCGCGGUGGGUAGUCUCUUGUUUAACUCUUUGGCUGUGAAAUAUGGGAAACGGCCUAUCUAUUUAGGGACUACGCUUGGUUUGAUGGUGUCAUGUUUUUGGGGGGCUGAGGCGAAGAGCUUUGAGUCGUUCGUUGCUUCGAGGGUUUUUUGUGGAUUGUGUAUGGCACCUAUGGAGGCUUUGGUGCCAGCUUCUAUUUCAGAUAUUUGGUUUGUGCAUGAGCGGGGGUUUCGAACGGCGAUUUUCAAUCUUGGCGUUUUGGGUGGUAUUAACCUUGCGGUUCCGAUUGCCGCUGCUGUAAUUCAGUAUGGAUCGUAUAAUGAAGCAUUAUAUGGUAUGGGUGGAGCCUUUGCACUGGCUUUUAUUCUUGUGUUUUUCUGGAUGCCUGAAUCUGCGUACAAGAGAGAGGCCUUGAAUAUUGACACUGGCGAAUCAAAUGUUGUUUUGGAAGGAAAAGCAAGCCUUGAACAGCUAGAACAUACAAGCACAACACCAACAUCAACUGAGGCCCGUGACUCCUGGCUCAAGGAAUUGUUGCCUUACAGUGGCUAUGUCAAUCAAGUCCCAUUCUGGAAUACUUUGAUCCGACCAUUCUAUCUACUAGCAUCCCCGCCUGUUCUUUGGGCUGUGCUACUCUUCACUAUGUGCAUAUCAUGGCUUGUGGGAAUCUCUCUCACUCUAUCCCAAAUUUUCUCCGCGGCCCCAUACAAUUUCUCGGUCAUAGGCGUGGGAGCAACCAACUGUUCUUCUUUUGUGGCAUCAGUUCUUGGUACGAUUGUUGCAGGGCCUCUUAUUGAUGGUCUAGUCACCAAGAUGUCGAUGAAGAACGGCGGUAUAUUUGAGCCUGAAUUCCGUCUUCCGGUCAUGUUAACCUACGUGCUCUUUACAUCAACAGGCUUCUUUGCCUGGGGUCAGUCUUCUGCGGCGCAGGAUCCUUGGCCUGUGCCUGUUGUUGUUUGUCUGGGGUUGAUUAAUUUCGGAGUCCAGCUAGGAACUACUAGCGUGGUCACAUAUGUGGUAGACUGCCAUCGUGAAAAGGCUGGGGAGGCCUUUGCAGCGAUGAACUUUGUGAAGAAUAUGUUUGCAUUUGGUCUUUCCUUCUAUAUCAAUGGAUGGAUUGAUAGCCAAGGCGUUCGCAACUGCUUCUUUACAAUUGGCGGAAUCACUCUGGGUGCCACUCUAUUUACAAUUCCGAUGUAUAUUUUUGGAAAGCGAGCCCGAAGCUGGGUUCAUCGUCAUGGGCUGGCUGAUCGACUAUAG
This is a messenger RNA of Penicillium odoratum, 1608 nucleotides long. Its product is annotated as major facilitator superfamily domain-containing protein. Lineage: Eukaryota; Fungi; Ascomycota; Eurotiomycetes; Eurotiales; Aspergillaceae. The record is from RefSeq and is a predicted model, not a curated record. The transcript is spliced from 7 exons. Gene Ontology annotation, molecular function: transmembrane transporter activity. The coding region runs from base 1 to 1608 and encodes 535 amino acids. Gene Ontology annotation, biological process: transmembrane transport.